This is a messenger RNA of Astyanax mexicanus (Mexican tetra), 2743 nucleotides long. It is a transcript of the gene atp1b2b, whose product is annotated as ATPase Na+/K+ transporting subunit beta 2b. Lineage: Eukaryota; Metazoa; Chordata; Actinopteri; Characiformes; Acestrorhamphidae. Gene Ontology annotation, cellular component: sodium:potassium-exchanging ATPase complex. Gene Ontology annotation, biological process: intracellular sodium ion homeostasis; potassium ion import across plasma membrane; intracellular potassium ion homeostasis. Gene Ontology annotation, molecular function: ATPase activator activity. Bases 156 to 1037 code for a protein of 293 amino acids. The record is from RefSeq and is a predicted model, not a curated record. The transcript is spliced from 8 exons.
CUCAGAGCUCAACCGGCAACCGGCUUCUUCAGUCCCCUCAGUGCGCGCGCCUCGGCGGAUACCUGCUCCUGUAACCUGUAUAAUCCGGUGUAGCGGCUUUCAGAGCGGAGCCUCCAGCCUCCCUUCAGCUCCUGAACACACAGAAACAGGGCAAGAUGGCGAAAGGCGACAAGAAGAACGAGUGGAAGGAGUUCUUCUGGAACCCGAGGACCCGCGAGUUCUGCGGCAGGACGGCCAGCAGCUGGGGUUUGAUCUUUUUGUUCUACCUGGCCUUUUACAUCUUCCUGGCUGGAAUGUUCAUACUCACCAUGUAUGUCAUGCUUCUAACACUCGACGACAACAAGCCCACCUACCAAGACAGACUUGCUACACCAGGGUUGAUGAUCAGGCCUAAAGGUGAAGAAAUGGAGAUUAUAUACGCUAAAGAGAACACAGAGAGCUGGGACACACAUGUGCAAGCCCUCAACAGCUUCCUCUCACCCUACAAUGACUCAGUGCAAGAGCAGAAGAACUACGCAUGUAAACCUGACCAGUACUUCAAACAGGAGGACAGCGACAGCGUGAAGAACAACCCCAAACGCUCCUGCCAGUUCAGACGCUCCAUCCUGGAAGACUGCUCUGGCCUCACCGACCGCUACUAUGGCUACGAUGAGGGCAAGCCAUGCAUCAUCAUCAAACUCAACAGGGUGAUUGGUAUGUUGCCAGGGAAGGAUGGCCAGGCACCCUCCAUUAGUUGUGCUCCGAAGAAAUACAAAAUCGGCAAAGAUGAAUGGAUUGAUGACACAGAUAAAAUGGGCGAGGUGGCAUACUUUCCUCGCAACGGCACCUUCAACCUCAUGUACUUCCCGUACUACGGCAAGAAGGCUCAGGUAAAUUACUCGCAGCCUCUGGUAGCAAUAAAGUUCCUCAACAUCACUUUGAACACAGAAAUCAACGUGGAGUGCAAGAUCACUGCCAACAACAUCCCCAACUUGAAUGAACGGGACAAGUUUGCAGGACGAGUCUCCUUCAAGCUGAGGAUCAACUCCCGAAAUUAAUGGGACCAAAGUGUGUUACCUCCUUGUACACACACACAUGCACACACACACACACACACACAUCUAUAUGCUGUAUACACACAUAUACUGUAUGUCCACCUCAGUCUAUCCUAUCAUGUGCAGCUAGCUUCCUAAAACACACAUACACACAACAGACACAGCAAGAGACAGAUUCAUAAACUGAAGCCAGAUUAAGUGUGAGUUAAUAACAAAAAGUGUCACACUAACUUUUUUUGACCUUGACCAUUAUUGAAUUUGUAUUAUUUUUGGAUCUGUAAUUUUCUCAAGGGAGGAGAAGCUAAAAAAACAGAGUUUUGGUAAACUUAAUUCUGUCCGAAAAAUUUUUAAUCUAUCAAAUAGUGUUGCUUAUUUUUUUAUGUACUGCUCAGUUAAUCAGUCAAAGGUCGAAUUAGAGCUUGUUAAGUUUUCUGCACAUUUUGGGUGGUGUAGUGCAGUUAUUUUGAAUCUGGCCCUUCAUGUUUGCAGUAAAUAAGCGAUAUAUUUAUAUUCAGUAAGGCCAUUAGGGGUUCAAGAAACUGCUCAAUUCGCUGUUUCCAUGUGUAUGUGUGUGUUUAGGACUGCACAACUCACACAAACUGCAGUUGAAGCUACUGCUAGAUGCUGCCGUUGCUAAUUGCCUUGCAACACAUCAAUCAAAACUCAAUCAAUCACGAAUGGCUAAAGAGAGGCCUACACUGUUUUGUUUUGCUUUGUUUUUCACUGCAAAUUAAUUUAUUGUUUAUUUAUUUAUUUAUUUGUUCAGCAAGACAUCAGUUGGAACUGAGAACUGAGUGCACAUUGUGUGUGUGUGUGUUUGUGUGUGUGUACACUGAGCAUUUCAGAAUAUGAUCUAUUUUCUCAAGAAGAAAAAGCUGAGAAAUCUAUUUAUACUGCAUGAGUAUCUAUAAGAAAUAUUAAUGACCUAAAAAGUGGUGCAAUUUUCACGUCAUAUCUCAGACAGGGAGAUAUUACAGUAACGGUAACUCUGUACAGUCCAAAGCAAGCGUCAGUAAAACUCAGCGUUCCCGUGCGUUGUCAGCGCUGGCGGAGAUGGAGACGCCCGCAAUCCUGCAUGUGUUUUGAGGGAACAGGUGUGUGUAUGUGUGUGAGUCUAUUCUCCUUCUACUGCAGUUUUACUGUUUGUUGGGGUUUAUAAGUGAGUUUUUGGUCUUUUUCUGCAGUUUUCUCUUUCGCGUCAUCAUGUGCAUAAUGCUGACGUCAUGCACACACCUUCAAACACUCUUAAACACUUCUCAUUUCUAUGAGAUGUGUGUGUUUAUUUUGUUUAUUUCUAUUUAUAAAUAGUUUAUUUCUUUAAUUUUGUUGUGUUUUUUCAUGUAUAAUAAUGUGUAUUUCACAUGGGAUGGGAUUGUGUAUUUUCUAUUGAUUUGCACUCGGUGUGGUUCCAUUUAGGAAUGGGGAGGAAGAUAGAUGUGUGGUAAUGUCAGUGUGGGUGUGAGUGAGUGAGCGAGUGAGUGAGUGAGUGUGUGUGUGUUUUUCUUUCUCUUUUAUUCUCAUCUCUUGUACAAUGUUUUUUUCUUUUCUUUUCUUUUUUUGUUUAAAGUUCAUUUAGAGGAUGUGCUAGAGUUAGGAAAUGCAAAGUUCAAAGUCCAUGUUUCAUCCUUAAGGGAAAUCAUUCCGGAGCUCUGUAGCGCGGUUCUGUCUGCAUCCUGCAUGACUGAAUAAAAACCAAACAGUUUUACUCA